This is a messenger RNA of Plasmopara halstedii, 1719 nucleotides long. Its product is annotated as major facilitator superfamily. The transcript has 4 exons. NCBI's taxonomy places the organism in Eukaryota, Oomycota, Peronosporomycetes, Peronosporales, Peronosporaceae. Gene Ontology annotation, cellular component: membrane. Bases 1 to 1719 code for a protein of 572 amino acids. Gene Ontology annotation, molecular function: hexose transmembrane transporter activity. Gene Ontology annotation, biological process: monosaccharide transmembrane transport. The record is from RefSeq and is a predicted model, not a curated record.
AUGGAGUUGACGCCGACUGUAAGCAGUGUCAGCCACGUUUCGUUAGAUCCGACACCCAUCGUGACAGCAGUACCACCGACGUGUUCAAUCUCGCCGAUCAAAGCAACUUGGAGACUUUAUGCCAAUAUUUUUGUCGCAGCUCUGCAGCCAUUUCAGUUUGGUUGGUCUACGUCGCAAAUGAACAAUGCAAUUUUCAAUAAUGAAGACGAAUGCAAUGCGAUUCCUAUUGCACCCGGAACGUGCCUCAUGUUUCCUGGACAUACGAAAGCUCAAUGGACACUUGCAGUCAGCUCGUGGAUUCUUGGUGGUAUGAUUGGAUCCCUAGUGACUGGCCGCAUCUCGAACAAAUUUGGUCGCAAGCCAUCGAUGAUGAUCAAUUGCCUCUUUAUGAUGGCAGGUGCAGCCAUUCAGGCAGGAUCAAGCAACAUUUCGAUUUUCACGCUUGGACGUGUGUUUGCAGGCAUUGCAACAGGAGGCUCCACUGCCGUCACUCCUGGAUUUAUUGGUGAGAUCUGCCCACCACACUUACGCAGCAAAUUAAGUGUUUGCUUUCAAAUUUCUAUCACCUUGGGUCAUUUAAGUGUCGCCAUUGCCUUUUUCUUUGCCAGUACGAGUACCGGAUGGCGGUAUAUCGCUGCAUUUCCAAUUGUCUUGGCAUUUCUAUUUUUCGUGUUGGCGCCCUUUGUUUUGGUGGAAAGCCCGGCGUGGUUAUCGAUGGUUGGUCGACCACAAAUUGCAGAACGGGAGCUUGCACAUUUAUUCGGACAGGAAAAUUUGUUUCUUGCGAAGACAUGGAUUGAACACAAGAAAGUAGCACCGUGCAUGAGAGUUGGGAGCGAAUGCGGCAUACCAAUGCAAGAUCUUCGCGUGUCAAUGGCUCUUAUGGCUCGAACUGUGCCUAAAUCACGUGGUAUACUCGAUUUAAUAUCACCAUCGCUCAGACGACAAUUUUUAGUAGCAAUUGGUGUUGCUAGUGCCCAACAACUUACUGGCAUCAAUGCUGUCUUUUUUUAUUCAUCUGGCCUCUUCAAACAAGCCGGACUUUCUGAUAGUCGAGUUGGAGUUUUAGCUGUAAAUUUUGUCAAUGUUCUUCCAACCCUUUUCAGUGGAAUGCUCUCUGCACAAUUGGGAAAUCGCAAUCUUAUUUUAAUUGGAUUUCUCGGAAUGUUUUGCAGUGCUGCAGGUAUGACAGCGGCACUCGUUGGAAGUUUGCCAGCACUUGCGAUUGUAUUUACUGCGCUAUACGUGAUGACUUUUGGGUCGAGCAUGGGGCCUUUGGCAUGGGGCAUUAUGGCCGAUUUAUUUCCAGAUGAUGUUCGAGCGAUCGGUUGUUCCCUUUGUAUUGGAUGUAGCUGGCUUUGUAAUCUCGCGGUUGGUCUUGCGUACCCUUACAUUGCUAACACGUUUAAAGAUUACAGUUUCGUACCCUUCAUGUGCACUGCCACGUUAGCGUUUUUGUUUUUUCACACGUUUGUGCCUGAAACCUAUGGCAAAACCAUUCAGGAAAUUCAAGAUGAAUUUGAACUGCGGCGAUUGAAGAAAUUACACGAUCGUGAGCAGUGGCGAUCGUCGAGUAAAUCCCAAAUUGCGCUUCUCGAUUUCGUAUCACGAGAGUAUCUCUCGAGGACGACAAUUUCUACUUUGCUUAUUGUGAAAAGGGAUCUCACAUGGGUAGACACUCUUCGAGAAUGCGUCACAAGACAAAUUAUCGUUCUUUGA